UUGCAAUCCGUUUUAUUUUCAAAACCAUUUCACAAAACCAAAUUCAUAUUCAACAAUGGGCCAGUCAUUGCAGAAAUUUGCUCCUGGUUAUUGUAAAUAGGAAGCGAGGCUAAAAUGGCGAAAAUAAUAGAUGCAACAGCACAAAGAUAUUAUGUGAAUUGUGACACCAAGGAUUGGGUUUUCAUUGAUUUCUACAGAGCUGUUUGUGAAGUAGCCGAACAGAUCAAUAAAGAUCUUGGCAACACCCAAUUUAGAGUACCAUCCGAAGAAGCUCUUCAACAAGCAUUCUAUAAACAUCACAAAGGUGUAGGAAAGAUAUUGAAGAAAGAUGAGUUCCAAAAAAUUCUACAAGAUGUAAUGAUACACACAGGAUUUACAGGCAUUGGUGCAAAAGACAUUAUUCUUGGCAUAUUUGGAGUUCCUGCAACUGCAUUUCUCAUCAAACAAGGACUAAUUCCUAGAGCUAUGCCUAAUGAAAUUUUUAUCCCUUUAGUUACCUCUACCACUGUCUAUAUUCUUGCUAAAUUGAACAAGAUAUGAUACGAUUUGUUGAUGAUACGAAAAUUCGAUGAUGAUGUCAAUGUUGUUUUACUAGUAAUUUGUUUGUUGUAGAACUAAUUCAAAGCUCAGAUGUGUACAUUCAGUGGCGGAUCUAGUGUGAUGUCACUAAGGUCGGUUGACAUCACUUAGAUACAAAAUAAAAUUAAAUAUUACAAAUAAAUAUGUCCUAGAUGAGUUAACCAGCAAUCUAUUAUCAUCUACAUAUGUAACCAGGGAUCAAAACCCAAUAAUUUUAUUUUAUUUAAAUUGACAUCACUUGUUUUUUUUCCUAAAUAUGUCACUGUGAAACUACAUUGUUUACAUGCACAUAAGCAUCUAUCACAAA
Molecule: messenger RNA, 886 nt
Organism: Amaranthus tricolor (Joseph's coat)
Lineage: Eukaryota; Viridiplantae; Streptophyta; Magnoliopsida; Caryophyllales; Amaranthaceae
Exons: 4
Coding region: 115-540 (141 amino acids)
Source: RefSeq, a predicted model, not a curated record